Amborella trichopoda is the source of this 1269-nucleotide messenger RNA. RefSeq names its product homeobox protein HD1. Gene Ontology annotation, molecular function: DNA binding. The record is from RefSeq and is a predicted model, not a curated record. Gene Ontology annotation, biological process: regulation of DNA-templated transcription. NCBI's taxonomy places the organism in Eukaryota, Viridiplantae, Streptophyta, Magnoliopsida, Amborellales, Amborellaceae. Gene Ontology annotation, cellular component: nucleus.
CUGGAGUGAGAGAAAGUGAGAAGGGGGAAGAGUGAUAUAUAGGUAGAGAGAGAGAGAGAGAGUUGGUGGACAGGGUAUAAAAUGGGUGGUGGUGGUUGUUUAGAGGAGGAUGAGGAGGAGGAGGAGGAGGAGGAGAAGAGAAAGGGUGAAAUCUCAGCGCACCCACUCUUUGACGCUUUGGUUGCUGCCCACACUGCCUGUUUGCGCGUCGCCGCUCCCCUCCAUCUCCGACCUCUACUGCGAUGCAACUCGACAACUCUCAGAAGCCAUCACCCUCACUCUCAACCCCCCAACUAUGAGCUCGAUCAGUUCUUGGUUGAGUACGUAUGUUUACUUGGGCGUUUGAAGGAAGAGUUGGAAGAACAUGUCCGCCUCCACGCUCUCCAGGCACUCAUGGAUUGCUGGGAAAUUGAACGCUCCUUCCAAGCUCUCACAGGAAUAAAAAUAAGGGAAGGGACAGGUGCAACAAUGUCAGAUGAGGAAGAUGAGUUUGAAACCGAAAGCAAUCAAGGUACGUCAGAAAGCAGUGCAGGCGGCCAAGAUACAUUUGGUUUUGGUCCUCUCCUUCCAACAGAAUCUGAGAGAACUUUGAUGGAGAGGGUAAGGCAAGAACUCAAGAUCGAACUGAAACAGGGAUACAAAUUGAAACUUGAAAAAGUGAGAGACGAGAUUCUGAGGAAGCGUAAGGCGGGAAAAUUACCAAAUGAUAUGACAUCCGUUCUGAAAAACUGGUGGCAGCAACACUCAAGAUGGCCCUAUCCAACAGAAGAUGAAAAGGCAAUGUUAGUCGACAAGACAGGUUUGCAACUAAAACAAAUAAAUAACUGGUUUAUCAACCAAAGAAAGCGGAACUGGCACUGUGAUUUGCCCUCAGAGACAUCUCCUAAAUCCAAGACCAAAAGGUGAUUACUUUAUGAAGAUUGUUUCCAUCAACAUAACAAUACAUGAAAAUAUUUGAUACCAGUAAGGACAUGUGUACUGGAUGUGAAAUGAACUGUUUAUAAACAAGUCAUGACCUAUUGAAUAUUAUCUAUCUAGAAGCUGGGGAGCUUAAAGACCAUAAUUUCCCUUAGAAGCUCUGGAUAUGACUUUCACUGAAGCUCUAGGUCAAUGUAAAUAUGAUUUCUCAUGUGGUUGCUAUGAUCUUUGUGAGUGUGUGUGUGAGAGUGUGAGUGAGAGUUUCAUGUGUAACAUCACUUUUCAAAUGUCUUUUUCUAUGUUCCUGUCGAGGACUAUAAAUAGCAAAUAGAUGAAUGGUGUUGUAUUUCA